UUGAAACCCAUUCGAUAUCGCACUAUACUCUAUCGGCCUGCUCGUAGCAUUUAAUACCUCCCACUCACCGGGCUCGAUUACUCUAACAAGUCAUCUCUGGACACUACCUUUGCAACGGACUCAAUACAGCAGUAAUACUCACUCAGUCGGCCAGGCUCCCGAGCAAUGGCUCGCCGAGACACUCGCUCACCAUCUCCGACAGGAAGCAAUUACUCUAAGCGCGUGCGCCGAGAAGAUGACCGGCAUCGUGAUGGCAAAGAUCGAAGACGGAGCCGGUCCCGGAGCGCGGAUCGGAGGCCGCGAGACCGUGACGACAGACGACGAAAUCGAUCGGUAGACAGACACCGUGGUGGCGAUCGGUACGAUGAUUCUAGUUACAGGCCGGGACGACGAGAUCGCUCGAGAGAACGGAGACGGUCAAGGUCACCUAGGGACCGGCGAGAUCGUGAUCGCGAUAGAGAUCGAGGUUUUAGAAGCCGACGAGACGAUGACCGCGAGCAUCGUCGACGCAAUUCGCGAGACCGACGAGAUGAUGACCGGAGAGGCGAUCGGGGGGCCAGUGCAAAGGCGGCUGAGGAAGCCGCCGCUGCCACCAAGGCCGCUGAAGAAGAGAAGAAGAAGGCAGAAAAGUUAGCAAAACUCGAAGCUUGGAAGGCCAAGCAGGUAGCGGAGCGUGAACGUAAGCAGAAAGAAUCCGCUGCACUUGGAACCAGAAAUCUACUCAAUGAGAUGGAUCGAAAGGCCGCCGGAUCUCCCUCAGUCGGGUCACCUAGCUCUCCAGCUCCUACAAGCGGUCCCGAUUCACCAGCUCCUUAUACGGGGAAGUUCGACCCGAAAGCCAUCGCUAAACGAGCACUUGGAGGGCAUGCGAGCAGUUCUUCGGCUCUAGGAAUUGAUGUCCCGGUUCCGGUAAAGCCAGGAUCAACGACAUCAAUCUCUACCGCAGGUGCUACAAAGGGAGUUCCAGCGAAAGUCGGCAUGGGACCCCCUCAAGGAGGCUCUCUCAAACCGCUCAAAGCAAGUGGUAAUGUCAACCGAUUCGGUCUUGGGGCGAAAGCAGACAAAUCCGAGAAAAAAGGGACUCUCAAUUUCGGCGACGAGGAAUCGACGAAGCGGAAGCUAGAAAAGCUUCCAACCCUUCCAACCCCCGAUUCUACUGAAACCAGUGCUGCUGAAGGCAACCCGGCAGAGGCGGAUGACGACGAAGGGGAAGAUUUUGCCGAUGCUGGCACGGAAGAGGAGGCCGCAGCCGCAGCUCGUGCAGCCGCAGAGAAGAGAGAAGAGCGCUUGCAAACCGAGAAUACUGAAGUCGCUCCAGGGACUGAAAAUGAUGUAGAUAUGCAAGAUGCUACUGGCGCCGAUGUACAGGACGAGAUGCAAGUCGAUGAGGAUGUCGACCCUCUGGAUGCAUUCAUGGCUGAUCUAGGCGAUGAAAAACCGAACGCUGCCAAGAAACCGGCAAAAAGAAAUGCGUUACAAGAACCUCAGGCAAUCUUCGGGGGCGACGACGAUGGCAUGGAUGCAGUCGAAGCGGAUGAAGAUAUUUUAAUCGCGGCUGCAAGCAAGAAGAAAAAGAAGGAGAUCCCCACCGUCGAUCAUGCGAAGGUGGACUAUGAACCAUUCCGAAAGGAUUUCUAUGUGGAGCUGCCAGAGCUACGUGAUUUGACGGAGGAAGAAGCUGCCGACCUUCGGCUCGAGCUGGAUGGCAUCAAAGUUCGCGGCGUUGAUGUUCCAAGGCCGGUUAGGACAUGGACGCAGUGCGGGCUCGGAGUACAGACUUUAGAUGUGGUCGACAAGCUAGGCUACGAUGCACCAACCGCCAUUCAAUCGCAGGCAAUCCCAGCGAUCAUGGCGGGCCGAGACGUUAUUGGUGUCGCCAAGACGGGCUCCGGGAAGACCAUCGCUUUCUUGAUGCCAAUGUUCCGGCACAUCAAGGACCAGCGACCGUUGUCUUCGAUGGAGGGUCCGGUCGGACUCAUCAUGACCCCCACUCGAGAACUCGCGACGCAGAUCCACCGCGAAUGCAAGCCAUUCCUCAAAGCCCUUGGUCUCCGCGCCGUUUGUGCGUACGGCGGCGCUCCGAUCAAGGACCAAAUCGCGGAGCUGAAGCGAGGUGCCGAGAUUGUGGUUUGCACUCCUGGCCGUAUGAUCGAUCUGCUUGGCGCCAACUCCGGACGGGUUACGAAUCUGAGGAGAGUUACAUACGUGGUGCUGGACGAAGCGGACCGAAUGUUCGACAUGGGAUUCGAGCCACAGGUCAUGAAGAUCAUGGCGAAUAUUCGACCCCAAAAACAAACCGUGCUCUUCUCCGCCACGUUCCCUCGGAACAUGGAAGCACUCGCACGAAAGACCCUGAAUAAGCCGGUCGAGAUCAUCGUUGGAGGAAAGAGUGUCGUCGCCCCGGAAAUCACGCAGGUGGUCGAAGUCCGUGAGGAGAAGUCGAAAUUCUUGCGACUAUUAGAGCUUCUGGGACAACUGUAUGACACGGACGAGGAGGCACGCACUCUCGUCUUCGUGGACCGUCAGGAAUCGGCCGAUGGACUCCUGAACGACCUGAUGCGCAAAGGAUACCCUUGUCACUCUAUCCACGGUGCGAAAGCACAAGAGGAUCGGGAUUCCAACAUCCAAGAUUUCAAGGCUGGCGCCGUCCCCAUCCUCAUCGCCACCUCGGUCGCGGCCAGAGGGUUGGAUGUAAAGCAGCUGAAGCUGGUUGUGAACUACGACUGCCCAAACCAUCUGGAAGACUACGUACACCGAGCCGGCCGGACUGGGAGAGCAGGCAAUACGGGUACCGCCGUCACGUUCGUCACCCCCGAGCAGGAGCGCUACUCGGUCGACAUCGCCAAGGCCUUGAAACAAUCCGGCCAACCGAUCCCCGAAGACCUGGGGAAGAUGGUGAACGACUUUAUCGACAAAGUCAAAUCUGGGAAAGAAAAGGCUAGCGCGUCUGGCUUCGGCGGCAAAGGUCUCGAGAAACUGGACCUGGAGCGCGAAUCGGCUCGCAACCGCGAACGGAAAGCCUACCGCACCGGCGACGAGCCCGAAGAGGAAGAGAAGGACGAGGGCAAAGAAGAAGAGUUGUUCAAGAAAGCCAUCGCGAAAGCUGCGCCUACCGCUACCGCCACGUCCGCUGCUCCCGCCCACGACGCCGACGCCGGCAAGUCCCUCCCGUUCGAGGAAAAAAUCGUCGUCCACAAGACCGAAGUCCCCUCCACCACCGGCUCCACCGCCCUCGACCGCGUCCAACAAGCCGUCCAAAGCAUCAGCAGCCGCCUCACACGCCAAGGCACCGGCUCCGGGCAACCCAUCGACAACAAAGGCCCGGAUGCCGGCGCGUUCCACGCCCGCCUGGAGAUCAACGACUUCCCGCAGAAGGCGCGGUGGGCGGUCACGAACCGGACGAACGUGGCGAAGAUACUGGAGGCGACAGGGACGAGCAUCACGACGAAAGGGAAUUACUACGGGGCGGGCAAGGAACCGGCCGCCGGGGAGCAUGCGAAGUUGUAUAUUUUGGUGGAGGGGGAUACGGAGGUGGUGGUGACGACGGCGAUGAGGGAGCUGUGGCGGUUGCUGAGGGAGGGGACGAUGGCGGCGGCGGAUUCGGAGUCGAGGGCGCCGGCGAGUGGGAGGUACAACGUGGUCUAGACGAUUAUGAGGUCGUCCUGGCAUUCGAUGCUGAUUCCGGAAUUCAGCUGGGGUUUGGACAUAUGAAAAACGGGCGCGGAUGGCUGGUAAAACGCCGUUAUAAUAUUUAUACCUAUACGCAGCGAUGAAUGCAGUCCGUCAUUGUAC
Molecule: messenger RNA, 3792 nt
Organism: Eremomyces bilateralis CBS 781.70
Lineage: Eukaryota; Fungi; Ascomycota; Dothideomycetes; Eremomycetales; Eremomycetaceae
Product: P-loop containing nucleoside triphosphate hydrolase protein
Exons: 4
Coding region: 166-3645 (1159 amino acids)
Molecular function (GO): nucleic acid binding; RNA helicase activity; ATP binding
Source: RefSeq, a predicted model, not a curated record